This is a messenger RNA of Paracoccidioides brasiliensis Pb18, 180 nucleotides long. RefSeq lists its product as uncharacterized. Bases 1 to 180 code for a protein of 59 amino acids. The transcript has a single exon. The record is from RefSeq and is a predicted model, not a curated record.
AUGGCAAGAUGGGACGUUUGGUUCGGACCGAAUCUUAAAAUGAAACCCGUUAUUGACGCUUUUAUCAAGGAGGAAUUUACCAACAACUCCAAGGCAUUUCCAACAAACCCAUUUGACAAAAACAAGGUAAAGAAAAUCCAAGCACGUUCUAAAUCAACAUACAUGGAAAAGAAGAUAUGA